CUUGAUUAUGAGUGAAAUCUUUACCAAUAGCUACGAGUCUACAGAUAAAAAUUACUGUGCUGAAGUACUAACAUUCUAAUUAAACUAAACUGUGACUUUUUACAUCAUUUAUCUAUUUCCUUAAUCCUUUACUGAUGUACUGUGGUUUACAUAUACAAAGGGUAUCUAAGACUCUGUACUAUAUACACGUUUCAAAGGAGUUUAACAUUUAUACGUAGUUUGUAAAACCUUUUAAUAGUGGACAAACAAUGUGUUUACUGAAUCAUUUUUCUGGUACCACUGUUAUUCAUAAUGCAGAUCCAAGAGAACAUUCACUUUAUUAUUUCUAAGUGUCAGAGUUUGCACUUUAGUCAUAUUGUUGUACCAAUUGUAUUUCGUUGUCACAUAAUAUCUUUAAUAUUCGCGAAUAAAGUACGUUUUGUUACAUUAUUCGAGACUUUUUUAAUUUAACAUGUUUUGUCUGUCUGUCUUUUAGCUAGUUUUGUCAGUAAUGCCAGAAAUGAAAUAAGACAUAUGUAUUUGAUAUGUUAUAUAUGUUCUACAUUUGACGAACGACCUAGAUGCUGAAAAUCAAUUAUAAUCAGUUAUUGGCCAAUUCUGUCAUUUUAACCUAAAUCGAGACAUUAUUUAAGCAGUUGAUUCUUUUCAUGGCAAAAAUAGCUUAUAAGGUGUACGUGUGUAUAGCAAAUAUUCUUCCCAAACUUCUUCCAGUCUGCUUUUAUUCCUGGUCUCACCAUGACCUCGGUAUUUUUGCCUGCUGCUUCUUAUGAGAUUGAGUAUAAGAAUCUCAGCAAAAUAUCAGUUGUUGGUUGUGGAGCCGUUGGAACAUCGAUUGCAUUUUCUCUACUGGAUAUAACUGGUGAAAUUGCUCUGAUUGAUAUCAAUGAAAGUAAAGUAAAGGGUGAAGUCAUGGAUUUGAUGCAAUGUCAGCUGUUCUCCAGAUAUUGUAAAAUUACUGGUGGUUCAGACUUUAAAUUGACGACAAAUUCAGAUAUCAUCGUAGUUACAGCAUGUGUGACCAAUAAAAACGAAAAGCCUGAACAAAAACUAGUAAAAAAUGUUAAACUUUAUCAGGAAAUAAUCCCUAAGCUUGUUUACCAUAGCUCUCAAUGUGUUUUGUUGAUUGUCACAAAUCCAGUUGAUAUAAUGACACUUGUAGCCGCCAAACUCAGCGGUUUCCCGAAACAUCGAGUUUUUGGUACUGGGACAAUUUUAGACUCAGCAAGAUUCUGUUAUCUUCUUGGUCAAAAAUUUAGUGUGGAUGCCUCAUCAGUUCAUGGUUAUAUAAUUGGAGAACUUGGGGAAAAUAGCAUACCUUUAUGGAGUACCGUGAAUAUUGCUGGUGCACGUCUAGUCACCAAAAAUCCACAGAUUGGAAGUGCAAGUGAUCCUGAAAAUUACAAAUUGAUUUAUGAAUCAGCAAUCAAAAGUACAGAAGAACUUAAUCGAUUAAAAGGCUGUAAUUCAUGGUCGAUUGGACUUGCUUGCUGCGCCAUAUGUGACGCUAUAAUACACAAUCUUCAUACCAUUUAUCCAGUCUCAGUAUGCGUUAGAGAUGUGAAUGGGAUUCAAGAAGACGCUUUUCUAAGUUUUCCUUCUUUGAUCAACUCUAAAGGAAUAAGUCAUAUAAUACCACAACAGUUAACUCAUGAUGAAGAAAGAAAAAUAAAACAAUGUGUUCAGGAGCAAAUAAAUAUUGUGAAACACCUAGGCAUAUGAAGCUUCACUGUAAUGGACAUUUUCAGUUUUCGCUGAAUGAAUUUUAUUAUUUAUCCAUUUUUGUCUCAAAUGUACUAACUAUCGACAACAAAUUUGCUCACCUAUUUACUAAAAAUCGUUGUGAUAACUCACUUAUUACGUAAUCGAAAAUUUACCAAUGAAUUACCGAACGUCAUUGAAAUUUUAGCAUUUGACUACUUUCACGACAAAAUUCUGAGCUGAUGAGUUAGGUUGAUAAACGUUUUGUUUCGUCUAAAUCAGUUUACCUCAGUAGUGGAUAUAAAUCAGUGUUAAUGGUGUUUUACAAAUCUAACUUUAUAUUUUGUACUGAAUUACUUAUUUAUAUAUAAUAUAUGUACAAAUCAUGUAACAAUGAACUUGACUUUGUUUUAAUCGUUUAAACAAUACAACCUUGCUGUUACGCUCAUUAUA
Messenger RNA from Schistosoma rodhaini, 2151 nucleotides. NCBI's taxonomy places the organism in Eukaryota, Metazoa, Platyhelminthes, Trematoda, Strigeidida, Schistosomatidae. The record is from the annotation of a GenBank genome assembly.